AGAGAGAGAGAGAGAGAGAGAGAGAGAGAGAGAGAGAGAGCCGCAAACCAAGAACAGGACCAAGACAGAAUGUAAACACCGGCCAGGUCCAGGACCAAGACUUUGAUAGCAAACCAACGGGGCCCUGCACACCUUCCCGCUGCUCCACACACUGACCUCGAGUGUCUUGCCAUGGCCUCCGCCUGCAGACACGUGGCAGUGACUGGGCCGCCAGGCGUGGGCAAGACAACGCUGGUCCAGAAGGUCGUGGGUCAACUGCAGGAGGCUGAGGUGGCGUGUAGCGGGUUCUAUACCAAGGAGGUGCGGCAGGGGGGCAAGAGGGUUGGCUUUGAUGUGGUCACCUUGAGUGGCCGCACCGGUGUUCUCUCCAGGCAGAGGGCUGAGGGCAGUGGAGGGCGAGAGCCUCGGGUUGGUAACUAUGCUGUUGAUGUGGCGUCCUUCGAGUCCCUGGCCCUGCCUCUCCUGCAGACUCAGGUACGCUCCCUUCAACAGCACCGUGCUCCACCUCAACAUAGCAUAACCCGUCCGCUGCGAUUGGCACGGAUUUGGCUUUCACUGGUAGCCUGGUAACAUAGUAUAGGCCCAGGUCUUUCUCUGCCUCUGUGGUGGAUAGUGGAGUGUUUCCCAUGUGUUAUUGGUAUGCUGGAUAUCCCUUCCUUUCCCUUCCUUUUCCAUCCCUUCCCUUCCUUUUUCAUCCCUUCCGUUCCCUUCCCUUUUGAUCCCUUAUCU
This is a messenger RNA of Eriocheir sinensis (Chinese mitten crab), 729 nucleotides long. Its product is annotated as cancer-related nucleoside-triphosphatase homolog. Bases 172 to 570 code for a protein of 132 amino acids. The transcript has 3 exons. NCBI's taxonomy places the organism in Eukaryota, Metazoa, Arthropoda, Malacostraca, Decapoda, Varunidae. Gene Ontology annotation, molecular function: ribonucleoside triphosphate phosphatase activity. The record is from RefSeq and is a predicted model, not a curated record.